GACUGCAGACAGUACAGGAGAUGACCAGAGACUGUAGACAGUACAGGGGAUGACCAGAGACUACGGACACAGUACAGGAGAUGACUAGAGACUGCGGACAUAGUACAGGAGAUGACCAGAGACUGCGGACACAGUACAGAGAUGACCAGAGACUGCAGACACAGUACAGGAGAUGACCAGAGACUGCGGACACAGUACAGGAGAUGACUAGAGACUGCGGACAUAGUACAGGAGAUGACCAGAGACUGCAGACACAGUACAGGAGAUGACCAGAGACUGCAGACACAGUACAGGAGAUGACCAGAGACUGCGGACACAGUACAGGAGGAUGACCAGAGACUGCGGACAUAGUACAGGAGAUGACCAGAGACUGCAGACAGUACAGGAGAUGACCAGAGACUGCGGACACAGUACAGGGGAUGACCAGAGACUCCUGACAACAGCACAGGGGAUGUCCAGAGACUGCAGACAGUACAGGAGAUGAUCA
This is a messenger RNA of Staurois parvus, 487 nucleotides long. The record is from the annotation of a GenBank genome assembly. NCBI's taxonomy places the organism in Eukaryota, Metazoa, Chordata, Amphibia, Anura, Ranidae.